Contarinia nasturtii (swede midge) is the source of this 1537-nucleotide messenger RNA. RefSeq names its product FK506-binding protein 2 (gene Fkbp14). The transcript is spliced from 5 exons. Gene Ontology annotation, molecular function: calcium ion binding; peptidyl-prolyl cis-trans isomerase activity. The coding region runs from base 755 to 1399 and encodes 214 amino acids. The record is from RefSeq and is a predicted model, not a curated record. NCBI's taxonomy places the organism in Eukaryota, Metazoa, Arthropoda, Insecta, Diptera, Cecidomyiidae.
UUCGACUCGAUGCUGAGUGGUUGUCUGUUUGGGCUCUCUCUUCUACACACACGCACACACUUUCUCAACAUAUUUAACAAAAUAUUCGUAACUUAAUUUUAUACGUAACGAAGAAAAGAAUUUUUUUUUUUAAUCUCUGAGUAUAAUUUUUUUUAAAAACAAUUACAUACAAAUAAUAUAUACAUUCACGCAUACAUAUAUGCACGCACACCGGUUAAGUGUAAUUCAUUCGCACGCUUGAGUCAAGUGUGUAUUUCAGUUGAACAUUUUUGACGUGUGUAAUCACCACUUCCAUUAUUUCUUAGUGUUUGUGUGAAUGUUAUAACAUUAUACUUUUAAUUUUGUUGUCAUCGCUAUUUCAUUUCGGCUCCAUUCAUUUAAUCAAAAAUCAUUGCUAUAUUCGAUCGUAUUAUCAACAAGCUUUUGUGUGUUUAUUACAUCUUCACUACUUCUCUUCGGCGGCCCCCAUUAAAAAACAGCUACCAAGAUUUUGUAUUACAUGUGCAGAGAGAUCAUUUCUAUUCCAGCGUUCAAUCUUAUUGGAUUUCAAAAGUAGGAACCGAAAACUGUCACUUAUAAAAGGCUGCAGACUUUAAAGUACUAUAUUUUUGCGUGUGUCUUCUUUGGUUGUGAUCAACUUUCCAAUCUCUUUUUUUGUUCAACACGUUCAUUCACCCAAAAAUAUUCAUUCAGUCAAAACUACUUUACAAAAGCAUAUCAAUCAUAACAUAACACGAAUAUUAAGUUUUUAAAGAUGAUUAAAUCAGUUAUUUUACUGUCGUGCCUUGUCGCAAUCAUCAGCUGUGAAGCAGAGCUGAAGGUAGAAAAAUUAUUUAUACCCGAGAUUUGUGCAAAUAAAUCGAAAAACGGUGAUAUGCUUACAAUGCAUUACACGGGCACAUUGACUGACGGCAACAAAUUCGACUCAAGUUUGGACCGAGAUCAACCAUUCUCAUUCCAAAUUGGCAGCGGACAAGUGAUCAAAGGGUGGGAUCAAGGACUCCUGGAUAUGUGUGUCGGUGAAAAGAGAAAGUUAACAAUUCCACCCACAUUGGGCUAUGGUGAUCGUGGUGCUGGAAACGUGAUCCCAGGUGGUGCCACGUUAAUUUUCGAAGUUGAACUAUUAGAUAUUGGAAACUCACAACCAACUACUAAUGUCUUCAGAGAGAUCGAUGAAAAUAAAGACAACCAAUUGAGCCGCGAAGAGGUAAAAGUUUAUGUGAGCGAAUACUUGAAAAAACAAAUGGUUGCUGUUGACGGUCAGGAAACAGAAGAAGUCAAAAAUAUGCUGAAAGAACAUGAUAAAUUAGUAGAAGAAAUCUUUCAACAUGAAGACAAAGACAAGAAUGGACUGAUUUCACACGAAGAAUUCUCAGGUCCCAAACAUGACGAGCUCUAGAAUUUAUUUUGAUCUAUUUCAACACAUACAUGGAAAAAACGAGACUAAAAUAAAUAAUUUUCCAUGAGACUCUUUUUACUGUACUCAAUUUAAAUUUUAAACAUAUCGGUAGAUUUUCUGUUACAUAAAUUGAAAUAA